AUGAAUGAAAUGAGGAACAAUGCCUCAUGGUUCUCCCUUGUCUUAUUCUUGUCCACUUUUGUUUUAAUAAGUCUGCUACCACGAGUUCAAUGUGCAGAAGGGGGUGAUACUCUUGCACCAUCAUUUUACACGGAAGAAAUCUACAAGGAACUUGAAGGUCUUACUACGGCUUUAACCAAGGAUAUCAAGGAAGAUUUAAACUUCUGCAUAAAGGAUGUGGAGAAAGACUGGGAGGAAGCCUUUGAUUUUAAGGGAAAGUUGGAUUUUGUAGAUGCUUGUGUUAAGCAAAAAGGUGAUUUCAGAGAUCGAAUGUGUACCACAGCUGAAAUAAGGUACUACUUCAACAGUUUCUUCGAACAGGGGGGCUCAUCUGCCAGUUAUGUAAAACCUAACAAGAAUUGCAAUUUGACUUCAUGGGUUUCUGGUUGUGAACCUGGUUGGAGUUGUAGUGCUGGCCAGAAAAUUGACCUGAAAAAGGAUACAAAGGAUAUUCCUGAUAGAAUUAAUAACUGUCAACCUUGCUGUGAGGGGUUUUUCUGCCCUCAGGGAUUGACUUGCAUGAUAACUUGCCCACUUGGUUCUUAUUGUCCACUUGCAAAACUGAACCAAACAACUGGAGUAUGUGACCCAUACAGUUACCAGUUACCUCCAGGAGAAGCAAAUCAUACUUGUGGUAGUGCUGAUAUUUGGUCUAGUGUUGUGAACAAUAGUGAUAUCUUCUGUUCUCCAGGAUCAUACUGCCCUUCUACCACGCGCAAAGUUUCUUGUGAUAGAGGAUAUUACUGCAGGAUGGGUACAACUCAUCAAAAUCCAUGCUCUUCGUUGAGUUCCUGUGAUCCAAACACAGCAACGCAAAAUAUGCAAGCUUACGCCGCUUUGCUUAUUGUUGCUUUGAGUACUGUCCUGAUCUUCAUAUAUAACUGUUCUGAUCAAGUUCUAGCUACUAGAGAAAAAAGGAAGGCUAUGUCAAGGGAAGCUGCAGUAAAACAUGCAAGAGAAACAACACAAGCUCGUGAAAGGUGGAAAAUAGCAAAAGAUGUCGCUAAGAAGGGUACAACGGGAUUGCAACGCCAGUUGUCUCGCACCUUUUCUCGUAAAAAAUCUGUAAGGCAAGGAGAGCAAUUGCCUACAAGCAAAGCUGAUCUUUCAUCUGAUGGUUCAAAUGCCACAAAGAAGGAACCUAGCAACCUCACUAAAAUGUUGAACUCCCUUGAGGAUGAUCCUAACAACAAUGAAGGAUUUGACCUGAAAAUUGGAGAUAAAAAUAUUAAAAAGAAGAUGCCAAAGGGAAAACAGUUACAAACUCAUAGCCAAAUUUUAAGGUAUGCUUAUGGUCAGAUUGAGAAGGAGAAAGCUCAGCAAGAGCAAAACAAGAACUUGACUUUCUCAGGAGUAAUUUCAAUGGCUACUGAUGGUGAGGUGAGGACAAGGCCUGUGAUUGAGGUUGCAUUCAAUGAUCUAACUCUCACUUUGAAAGGGAAAAACAAACAUCUACUGAGAUGUGUGACCGGUAAAAUCAUGCCUGGUCGAGUUUCAGCUGUCAUGGGUCCCUCGGGAGCUGGGAAAACAACAUUUCUUUCAGCUUUGGCAGGAAAAGCAAGAGGAUGCACUAUGUCAGGCUCAAUUCUAAUUAAUGGAAAACCUGAAUCUAUUCACUCCUACAAGAAAAUUACUGGUUUUGUGCCACAAGAUGAUAUUGUGCAUGGAAACUUGACAGUUGAGGAAAAUCUUCGUUUCAGUGCAAGAUGCAGACUGCCUGCGGCCAUGCCAAAACCAGAUAAGGUUCUAAUUGUUGAAAGAGUAAUUGAGUCCUUGGGACUCCAACCAGUGAGGGAUUCUCUAGUUGGAACGGUAGAGAGGAGGGGCAUAUCUGGAGGGCAAAGAAAACGUGUUAAUGUAGGGGUGGAGAUGGUGAUGGAGCCUUCGUUAUUAAUCUUAGAUGAGCCUACAACUGGUUUGGACAGUGCAUCUUCCAGUUUACUGCUCAAAGCGCUUCGACGUGAAGCCCUUGAAGGGGUAAACAUAUGCAUGGUACUUCACCAACCAAGCUAUACUUUGUUCAGAAUGUUUGAUGAUAUAAUAUUUCUGGCCAAAGGUGGCCUUACUGCAUAUCAUGGUCCUGUUAAAAAAGUAGAAGAAUACUUUGCUGGCAUUGGAAUCCCUGUACCAGAUCGUGUGAAUCCUCCAGAUCAUUUCAUUGACAUUCUAGAAGGUUUAGUGAAACCAAGUUCAGGUGUAACUCAUGAACAACUUCCUGUCAGAUGGAUGCUUCAUAAUGGAUACGCAGUACCACUGGAUAUGCUUCAUUAUGCUGCUGAAAUUUCUGCAUCUUCAUCUGACUCAAAAGCAGCUGAAGCAACAAAGGGUACUGAGGAAGCUGCUGAAAAAUCCUUUGUUGGAGAGUUUUGGGAGGAUUUGAAGAGUAAUAUUCAGACUCAACGAGAUCGCAUAGAGGCAAUCUUCUCAAGAACGAAGGACUUAUCUAACAGGACAACUCCUGAUGUAACCCGGCAAUAUAGAUACUUUGUUGGCCGGAUUGGCAAGCAGCAGCUGCGAGAAGCAAAAUUACAAGCAGUCGACUAUCUCCUUUUAUUGGUUGCUGGUGCUAUCUUAGGAAUUCUUACUAAAGUGAAUGAUGAAACAUUUGGGUCCCUUGGCUAUACAUAUACUGUCAUAGCUGUCUCUCUACUUUGCAAGAUUGCAGCUCUGAGAUCAUUUUCUCUAGAUAAAUUACAAUACUGGAGGGAGAGUGCAGCUGGGAUGAGCAGUCUGGCACAUUUUCUGUCCAAAGAUACAAUUGAUCUUUUCAAUACAAUCAUCAAACCAUUGGUUUAUCUGUCCAUGUUCUAUUUUUUUAGCAAUCCAAGGUCAAGCUUUGCAAGUAAUUAUAUAGUUUUGCUUUGUCUUGUGUACUGCGUGACUGGCAUGGCUUAUGCAUUAGCCAUUUUCUUUGAGCCUGGUCCUGCACAGCUGUGGUCAGUGCUUCUUCCAGUCGUUAUGACUCUCAUUGCCAACCAGAACAGAGAUACUGCAUUUAUGAAGACUCUUGUACAAUUUUGCUAUCCAAAAUGGGCUUUGGAGGCCUUUGUCAUUGCAAAUGCUGAAAGGUACACUGGAGUGUGGCUGAUAACUCGUUGUGGUUCGCUUAUGAGCAGUGGCUAUAAUCUCAGCGAAUGGCCUAUUUGUCUAGUUGCCCUCAUUUUGUAUGGUAUAGUGGCCCGAUUUGUGGCCUUCUUUUGUCUGGUGAUUUCCCAAAAUAAAUGA
Gastrolobium bilobum is the source of this 3264-nucleotide messenger RNA. RefSeq names its product putative white-brown complex homolog protein 30. The transcript has 14 exons. Bases 1 to 3264 code for a protein of 1087 amino acids. NCBI's taxonomy places the organism in Eukaryota, Viridiplantae, Streptophyta, Magnoliopsida, Fabales, Fabaceae. Gene Ontology annotation, molecular function: ABC-type transporter activity; ATP hydrolysis activity; ATP binding. The record is from RefSeq and is a predicted model, not a curated record.